Messenger RNA from Scedosporium apiospermum, 447 nucleotides. RefSeq names its product H(+)-transporting two-sector ATPase. The transcript has 3 exons. Gene Ontology annotation, molecular function: proton transmembrane transporter activity. The record is from RefSeq and is a predicted model, not a curated record. Bases 1 to 447 code for a protein of 148 amino acids. Lineage: Eukaryota; Fungi; Ascomycota; Sordariomycetes; Microascales; Microascaceae. Gene Ontology annotation, biological process: proton transmembrane transport; proton motive force-driven ATP synthesis.
AUGUCUUCCGCCCGCUUCGCCUCUAGGCUCAUGGCCUCUGCCUCGACCAAGGUCGCCAGGCCCGUUGCCCGCACCCAGCUCGCUUCCGCCGCCUCGAAGCGCACCAUCUCUGGCCUCAACAGCCCCUUCCAGGCUGCCAAGCGCCAGCAGAUCAACGUCGCCGCCCGCCAGGCCUUCGCCAACGCCGGUGCCCGCCGCGCCUACUCCUCUGAGAUCGCCCAGGCCAUGGUUGAGGUCUCCAGGAACCUCGGUAUGGGCUCUGCCGCCAUUGGUCUGACUGGUGCCGGUAUCGGUAUCGGUCUCGUCUUCGCCUCCCUCAUCAGCGGUGUUGCCCGCAACCCUGCUCUCCGUGGCCAGCUCUUCUCGUACGCCAUUCUCGGUUUCGCCUUCGUCGAGGCCAUUGGUCUUUUCGAUCUCAUGGUUGCCCUCAUGGCCAAGUUCACUUAA